UGACUUUGCUGUCUUAUGACAAAGCAUAAAUUAUUUUUCACUUGAAGUGAACAGACGAAUUUUUAUUGCUGCGACCAAAAUUGGAUCUCGAACAAUUUUCUUAAGCAUUUACAACUAUGGUGGACCCAAAUGCACAAAAGUAUCGCGACAGGAUAGCUAACGAAAAUAAGACCGGCGAAACCCCGAGGUAUGGUCAAAGUUCUACUGGCCAUAAAAUUUCCAUCAUUAGGAACGUUUGCAUAAGACAACCUUUUGCUGGCCGACCAACCGUAUAUAGUGAGAAUGUUGGAAACUCCAAUUUAGCUACCGCUCCGAAUGCACCCUUUAAUAAACAGACUGAAGCCUCUGCUAUCAACAAUCCAAACAAGGAUGCUAGAAAAGUGACUUAUACGCAAAGUUAUCGUAGCACCUAUGUAAAAGCUAUUCCAACUUCGCUUUCGAAGGGCAAAACAAUUCCCGAAGGAUUUACUGGCAGCCCACCUAAAGCCAAUAUUAGCCACAGUGUUGGAAAUCCUACGCUUGGAUUGACCUUCAGUGGUAAUCAAAAAGCUGACCCAAGCAGCAGCCAGGUGCACGAAAGUCGUCCAUUGCUGAAAAGCCACGAAGGAAUGAAAGAUUCAGUCACCGCCAAAGACCUUCCUCACAGGGAAGAUAAAAUAAUGACCACCAACUCUAUUCCAACUUUGGACUCCAAGGGCAAAUUGAUUCCCAAUAGAGCUGUUGGCAACCCAAAUUCAAGGCCUGAAAACCAAGAAGAAUCGGUAACAGAAUGCAACAUUUUGGCUGCUCCGCUCUUCGGAUGUGGCGAAGUUAAGGACGCACAAUCUUCCAUUGAAGAGGAACACCGCAAAAUGUUGGGAAACAAGUUGACGACCAAGUUCAGCGCCACCUUGCCGGCUGACAACUGUGCCCUUGGUGGUCCAUCACAGCUCCUGAAGAUGCCGCACUUCAUAGCCGUGGAGUCCAAGGCUUACGUGGCCAAAGACUUUAAAAAUGCCGUGACUGAAGAGGAUUUGAAGGACGAACAGGCUCGCGGGGAGUUCAUAAAUCGUCUGAAGACAACAGUGAGGUGGAGGGAAACCGAUAGUAAGGUCAAGGAGUCGAAUUCCUGUGUUGUUCGAUGGUCCGAUGGCAGCGAGACCUUCCAUGUGGGCGACGAGGUCUUCGAUGUGAUUCACACCCCGGUGACCAAUGAGCAAAAUCAUCUCUAUGUACGUCGGGAAAGCCUUUUUCAGCCGCAGGGAUCGAUCAAGGACAAGAUGACACUGCGUCCCAAGCUGGACUCGACUUUUGGCCAGAGUCAUGUCCAGGGCAUGCGUAAUCGCGCAGUGAAUAAACCGCAAUCGGGCUGCGUCAAGGUGCUGAUGAACAUGGGAGCUGAUCCUGUCCAGGAUCAUAAGCGUCGCGUCAAGGAGGAAAUGGCCACGCUGCGUCUGGAGGAGCGUGAGAAGCGUCGCGAGUCGAGUAAGCUGAAUCGCCGCAAGCCGCCGGUUAGACCUAUGCAUCAUUCCACCGCGAACUAUACGGAUUCGGAGCAGGCUUCUAGCGAGGAGGGAUCUAUCCAAUCAAAUCGCAAUGUGUACUCUUCGUUGAUAAGCUGCCCGGCUACAGACGACGACUCCUUGUCCGAUGGACCCCGUUGCAGCACCUCCAAGCGCAAGAAGGUUCUCCAAUCGGAUUCCGACUAGGAUUUCCAGAGAGAUCGGAACUAGGGCAAAGCAUUCGUCUUCUCCAACACCACUUCAUCGGGCUAAGGAGUAAAUAUCCGCUGAGUACGAAAUCCCAAUAAACAUAAUGCAUUAGCCAGCCCAC
This is a messenger RNA of Drosophila biarmipes, 1812 nucleotides long. RefSeq names its product another transcription unit protein. The transcript is spliced from 4 exons. Gene Ontology annotation, biological process: positive regulation of transcription elongation by RNA polymerase II; transcription elongation by RNA polymerase II. The record is from RefSeq and is a predicted model, not a curated record. Gene Ontology annotation, cellular component: nucleus; Cdc73/Paf1 complex. Gene Ontology annotation, molecular function: RNA polymerase II C-terminal domain phosphoserine binding. Bases 117 to 1688 code for a protein of 523 amino acids. NCBI's taxonomy places the organism in Eukaryota, Metazoa, Arthropoda, Insecta, Diptera, Drosophilidae.